UACUUGUAUUCUCUUACGUCAUGCUCAUGAAUACAAUGACCCUGACGGCCUAUGCAAACGAACAGUUGAGAAACGUCUACCUGCUCCGACCAGAGUCAUGUGUGCGCGCACACGCAGGAACGCAUCCGCUACACUGCGAGAAAUCCACGUUUGGUUUCUGUUGAACAAAAAUGAAAGUCUAGCUAUCCCUUCAUUAGAAAAAGAUCGGCCCUCCGUUAAGAGUUUUAUUCCGAAACAGCUUCACGGGAUCCCUGCCUAUUUUCGAUAUGCAGUCCAUCAAGACGUCUGGGGGUAAAACGGUGGUCUUCUUUGACCUGGAGGCCACGGGAUUAGAAACCUGGCGGUGUGAGAUCAUCCAGCUGGCAGCCAUCUGCGGCGAGCGCACCUUCAACGUGUACAUGAUGCCCGAGAUCGCCAUCGACAGAGGGGCCGCGGAGGUCACGGGCUUCAGCGUCCGAGAUGGCGCCCUCCUCCUGCAGGGUACAGCCGUGCCGACCGUCACCUUGACCGAGGCCCUGACCUCCUUCCUUGACUUCCUGCAGUCCUUAGAGCAGCCCGUGCUGCUGGUCGCACACGGCGCCAGACGCUUUGACAAACCUGUACUGGACAGAGCGCUGCUCAAGUGUUCCCUCACCAGGCAGUUCCAGCAGCUGGGCUCCAGAUACUUGGACACCUUCCUACUCAGUAAGGCGCUCUAUCCAAGGAUACGUAGCUAUUCACAGGUGAACCUGGUGCGGCACUUCCUGGGGAAAAUCUACAAUGCCCAUAAUGCAUUGGAGGAUGUUAGGGCUCUGCAGGAGCUGUACAGUUGUUGGGAUCCCAGUGAAGGGACUCUGAAUCGGUGUACAUUAUAGCAGCUAAGAAAUGUCAUCGACUUACAUUUACAUUUAGGGCAUUUAGCAGACGCUUUUAUCCAAAAUGAAUUACAUUAUGUACAUUUGUCAUAAGAAAAUGAAAUAAUAUAUCGCCGUCGGUAAAAUAAGGAGUUACCGAAGGAGUAUUUACCGACUUACUGAAAACUGCAAGUUUAAUGCACCAAUCAUCGAUCGACUCGUUUUAUUUGAUUGCAGUUUGAUUUUCGUUCUGCUUAUAUUGCUUUUGUGGUUUAAAAUGAUAUAACUGGUGUUCCCAUUGGUAUUUUGGUGUAAUAAACUCAAUCUCAAAACCAA
Gadus macrocephalus (Pacific cod) is the source of this 1169-nucleotide messenger RNA. RefSeq names its product DNA polymerase III PolC-type-like. Gene Ontology annotation, biological process: DNA catabolic process. Gene Ontology annotation, cellular component: cytoplasm. Bases 267 to 854 code for a protein of 195 amino acids. Gene Ontology annotation, molecular function: nucleic acid binding; 3'-5'-DNA exonuclease activity. The transcript is spliced from 3 exons. Lineage: Eukaryota; Metazoa; Chordata; Actinopteri; Gadiformes; Gadidae. The record is from RefSeq and is a predicted model, not a curated record.